This is a messenger RNA of Trichechus manatus latirostris (Florida manatee), 5384 nucleotides long. It is a transcript of the gene STRN, whose product is annotated as striatin. Gene Ontology annotation, cellular component: dendrite. The record is from RefSeq and is a predicted model, not a curated record. The transcript is spliced from 18 exons. Bases 108 to 2447 code for a protein of 779 amino acids. NCBI's taxonomy places the organism in Eukaryota, Metazoa, Chordata, Mammalia, Sirenia, Trichechidae. Gene Ontology annotation, molecular function: calmodulin binding; protein-containing complex binding; armadillo repeat domain binding.
UGACGGGUGUGGGCGGGGAGCGGCGGAGGGAGGAGGAGGUGCUGCUGGCCGCCUCCGUUGCCUCUGCUGCUGGGCGCCUGGGCAGCUCCCCGGCUUUUGCGGCAGCCAUGGACGAGCAGGCGGGUCCCGGCGUCUUCUUCAGCAACAACCACCCGGGCGCCGGCGGUGCCAAGGGGCUUGGGCCUCUGGCAGAAGCUGCCGCGGCCGGCGACGGGGCGGCUGCGGCGGGGGUGGCCCGAGCCCAGUACAGCCUCCCGGGGAUACUGCACUUCCUGCAGCACGAGUGGGCCCGCUUCGAGGUGGAGAGAGCCCAGUGGGAGGUGGAGCGGGCGGAGCUGCAGGCCCAGAUUGCCUUUCUUCAGGGAGAAAGGAAAGGUCAAGAAAAUCUGAAGAAAGAUCUGGUGAGGAGGAUCAAAAUGCUGGAAUAUGCUCUUAAACAGGAAAGAGCCAAAUACCACAAGUUGAAAUAUGGGACAGAAUUGAAUCAGGGAGAUAUGAAGCCUCCAAGCUAUGAUUCCGAUGAAGGUAAUGAAACAGAGGUGCAGCCACAACAAAAUAGCCAGUUAAUGUGGAAACAAGGUCGACAACUACUCAGACAGUAUCUACAGGAGGUGGGUUACACAGAUACUAUCCUAGAUGUGAAAUCUAAACGAGUGCGAGCUUUGUUGGGCUUUUCAAGUGAUGUCACUGACAGGGAAGAUGACAAAAAUCAGGACUCAAUUAUAAAUGGCACAGAGGCUGAAAUUAAAGAGACAGCAAUGAUUGGAAAAUCCGAGUUAACAGAUUCUGCCUCCGUACUGGAUAAUUUCAAAUUCCUUGAAAGCGCAGCUGUGGAUUUCAGUGAUGAAGAUGAGGAUGAUGAUAUUGAUGGAAGAGAAAAAAGCAUCGUUGACACUUCAACAAUUGUUAGGAAAAAAGUAUUGCCUGACAGCAGUGAAGAUAGAGAUACAAAAGAAGCUCUAAAGGAGUUUGACUUCUUGGUUACAUCAGAUGAAGGAGACAGUGAAUCUAGAAGUGCCGGUGAUGGAACAGAUUGGGAAAAGGAAGACCAGAGUCUCAUGCCUGAAGCCUGGAAUGUGGACCAGGGAGUAAUUACCAAACUCAAGGAGCAAUACAAAAAGGAGAGAAAGGGGAAAAAGGGGGUGAAGAGGCCCAAUAGGUCAAAACUACAAGAUAUGCUUGCUAAUUUGAGAGAUGUUGAUGAACUUCCCUCGUUGCAGCCAUCUGUGGGUUCACCUUCCAGACCCAGCAGUUCCAGGCUUCCUGAACAUGAAAUCAAUCGGGCAGAUGAAGUGGAAGCCUUAACAUUUCCUCCUUCUUCCGGGAAGUCGUUCAUCAUGGGAGCAGAUGAAGCCCUUGAAAGUGAGCUGGGACUUGGAGAAUUGGCAGGUCUUACUGUGGCCAAUGAAGCAGAUUCGCUAACUUAUGAUAUAGCAAACAAUAAAGAUGCAUUGAGGAAGACGUGGAAUCCGAAGUUUACAUUAAGAAGUCACUUUGAUGGCAUUCGAGCCCUUGCUUUCCACCCCAUUGAACCUGUUUUGAUAACAGCAUCAGAAGAUCACACAUUAAAAAUGUGGAAUUUACAGAAAACAGCCCCAGCCAAAAAGAGUACUUCUCUUGAUGUAGAGCCUAUCUAUACAUUCAGGGCUCAUAAGGGUCCAGUGCUGUGUGUGGUAAUGAGCAACAACGGUGAGCAGUGUUAUAGUGGAGGUACUGAUGGUCUGAUCCAGGGCUGGAAUACCACUAACCCCAACAUCGAUCCCUAUGACUCUUACGAUCCUUCUGUUUUAAGAGGUCCUCUUCUAGGCCACACAGAUGCGGUCUGGGGCUUGGCUUACAGCGCUGCACAUCACCGUUUAUUGUCCUGUUCAGCAGAUGGCACUCUGCGUUUAUGGAGCACAACUGAGAUUGCUCCAGCUCUGAGUGUAUUUAAUAAUAAUCAAGAAUUGGGAAUCCCUGCCUCGGUGGAUCUAGUGAGCAGUGACCCCAGCCAUAUGGUAGCAUCAUUCAGCAAAGGAUAUACAAGCAUCUUUAACAUGGAAACACAGCAACGCAUUCUCACUUUAGAAUCCAACCUAGACACAACCACUACUUCCUGCCAAAUUAAUAGAGUCAUCAGUCAUCCCACUCUUCCUAUCAGCAUCACUGCUCAUGAAGACAGACACAUCAAAUUCUUUGAUAACAAUACAGGCAAAUUGAUCCACUCGAUGGUAGCCCACUUAGAAGCUGUUACAAGUUUAGCAGUUGAUCCUAAUGGCCUGUACUUGAUGUCUGGCAGUCAUGACUGUUCAAUACGUUUAUGGAACCUAGAAAGUAAGACGUGUAUCCAAGAGUUCACAGCUCAUCGGAAAAAGUUUGAAGAAUCAAUUCAUGAUGUAGCUUUCCACCCAUCCAAAUGCUAUAUAGCUAGUGCUGGAGCAGAUGCGCUGGCUAAAGUCUUUGUAUGACACAGUGUAUCAUCUUCACCUUCUAGCUGUUUAUAAAUUAAUCAACUGCACAAAAGAGAUACAGAAGACCAGGGCAAGAGUCAGCUCGUCCUGCCCUUUUGUUCUGCUGAAGGAGCACAGAGAACGUUUGUUAAAGUACAGUUUUGCAAUUCGUAUACUGUUUUCUAAAACUGUUUGUUCAGGUUGCUGCAAGCUCAGCUGAAUUUGUGAACCUGAAAACUGUGUCAAAAUUUCCCCCAAAUAGGCGCUUUUGUCUGAGGUUGUUCCAAUUCGCUAGGCCAGCCUGAGCGAACACAAGGUUUCGUUUGUCCUUAUUCAGUAAAUAGGGCACUCUGUAUGUGAUAAUUAAAGAACUUGAUGGCUGGGGAUGAACAGAGGAAGAAUGGAAACUUAGACCUAGUUCUCCCUUGAGAAAUCUUGUUAAACACAUUAGGUAGGUCACAUAGUAAUCUGCCAUAUCUGCUGUACUAACCCUUUUGGCCUAUUAAAACAAGUUUUUAUUUAGCUCUCCUUUCAGCUGUUCACAUAAAGCCACUGGCAAAGCAGUUUACCUGUUGGGGGUAAAGACUGCAGUCAUUAUGUUAAAUAUAUUAUUAUUCAGAAAUGCUAAACAAAUAUUUAGUUUGCAGGCAGAUUUCUAUAUUAUAUUACGUUUUUGAAAAUAGAUUUGUACCAUUCUAAAGUUUAGCUGUCAGAUACUCACCACUUUGAAGAAUAGUUGAUAACAGUCUGCCUUUACUAAAGGAUUUAACUUAUUCAGCUUUGAGAUUCUGUUUAUUUUUAAGGACAAGCAGGGCAUAUCUCUGUAAUUCUAUUAAUUUUAAAAAACAACUUUUUUUCAUGUUUUAUUUAUAGUACCACAGUGAUUAUUUCAUGUCAUUGAAAUCUUACUUUUGAUGAUUGAAAAAGCAGAAGUUAUUUGCUAACUUGUGUUAUCAGCACCCACAUAACCAUGAUUCAGAUGAACUAUGUUCUUUCUUCUUUGUCUCUCAUAUUCAUAUUAUUUGGAACCUACCAAAAAUAAUUAAUAAUUAUUCUGUUUUAAUAGUCCAAAGAGUAAGGUUAACCUCAGCCAGCUGCUUUUGCAGAAGUACUAAAGCAAAUGUCUAGUACCCCAGAAAUCCUCUAUCGAUACCUCCAAGAAGAAGCUGCUCUUGGAAAUUAGGAGGGAAGAGUUCAGUGCAUAAUAUUGGCUCAAAGGUUUUUGUUCUCUCCCUCUCCCAUUAUUUUAAUUGGAAUAUAAAAUAUAUUUUAAUGAGCAGUGAAUCAAUAUUGUUUCUGGGGGAAAAAGGGUAUCCAAAAGGACCAGGCUUCACUGAACCCCCCUUGCCCGUGGCCACAUCUGGUCAGCUCUUGGGCUUCCUGCGAUCCUACCAUCUGGACCAAGUUCCGUGUCGUACAUACCCGAGCCCUACAACUGUCGCUCUUCUCAUACCCUUUUUCUUGUUUGCCUGAAAGGACAGAAGCCGAUCUAUAAGAUAGAAGUAAAUGAUGAAUGGCCAACUUUUCAUACAGUAGGCUCUCAAACUUAAAAAAAAGAAAUGUCCAUUUUUAACCCAUUAAAAUAAUUCCUACAUUCCUCUCCCCACGUAUUCCAUUGUCAUAGCAGUGACAUUUCUGAUAAUAUGUACAUCUAUGCCUUUACAUAUUCUGGUGGUGAUGUAGAUAAAAGUUGAUAAUAUUUCUUUAAAAUUUCUGCUUGUCUACAUCUUGAAAUUCUGCAGUAUACAGGCAAAUUUUCUUUUAAGCUAAACACCUGUGCUAAUUUGCCUGUUUGUUUUACAGUUAUGCUGUAGUAUUUUGACACAGCUAUCUUCUCAUUUCAUCUGUGCUUUGGUUAACAGUGGGCUCAAGAGACUCCUUUGUAUAAUAAGUUGAGUUGACCUAGAUAGGAGCUGUUGAGUGAAUGUUUACAUUCCCAUGCAGGUAUAGAAUUCCACAUUGUGUUACGUAAAUUGUUCUUUUGGUUCUUCACAGAGUAAAGGAAGGGUGCUAACCUAACAUUUGCAGAAGGAUACUGGGAAAUUCCAGUCAGGUGCCCUUCUUUGGUAUAUUUAUGAUGGAUGACCACAAAGCUAUUGUUCUACCAGUUAUUGCUUUAAUUACCUUCCAAGGUCUUCAGUGCCUGCUUUUGCUUAUGUCACUAAGUUCUCUAAACUAAGGCAUUGUCUUCCCCUAUUCAUUUUAUGCCUCAUGGUUGGAAUCCUUCUGUUAGUGAAUGGAAAAUAACCAUGAGAUGGCUAGACUGUAGCGUAAAUGAUGGAACUGUUGAAAGUUCCUAGAAAGCCAGUGCUGUGCCAUUGGAGACUGUGCACAGAAAGAGAGCAUCUUUUCCGCUAGAGCUGUAUGGUCUCAGCUUAGAAACGAGCCAAAGCUGUCUUCCAGUCAGACAGUGGUAUAUACACGUGUCUGACUUUUCCCCCAGCCUAUUGAAAAUUCACAUUACAAAAUGAACCAAUUCAAGAAUCAGUCAUUAAAAUGCUUUUUUCAUAUUACAUGAUUUGUAAAUAUUUUGGAUGACUCUAUUAGAAUACUAUGAAAAUCAGCAGGAAGUGUGGGUCCCUGCCUUAUUUUCAUAUGCUAUGGAUACAUCUCUGGGAGCUUGCAGCACCCUUCUCAAAACUCAGCUGUCAUAUGGAGCUCAUUUGCUUCUCAAACCAUGUUUAACGUAAGUGAUACAAUGACCUUCAGUAUUUUUCUAUUGAACAAGUUUAGCAAUUUUUGCCAUUAAACAGGUACUUAGUUAUGCAAAGUAUUUAGCUUUUAUAAUCAUUUUAGUAUGACUAAAGGGAAAAUUGAGUGGCAUCACUGAUAAUGAACUUUGUGAAAAUUUUUUGUUUAUCUGACUUUCAUUCCUUCAGUAUUCUUGCUAUAAAUUUCUUUUGGAGAUAAUUAUGGAGAUUUAUUUGAAAAUGUCUAAAAUGUAUGUAUAUUUUA